AUGAAGGCCCGUGAGUCCCCGCCAAGCCCCCCGCCCCCCUGCCACGCACGUCCCCUACUUCCCACCCUUCCCUCCUCACUUCUCCCACCCCGCUCCCUUGGACUCGUUCCCCUCCCUCUCCCCGCUCGUCGCCCUCUCCCCACAGCCCGCAUUGUGCUUGUCCCCAUCCCCUCCUGCUCUGCUGCCAACCCCUUCCGCCUUUACCUCCCGCGCCGUCCCGCCAUCCGCCCUUGCGCCCUGACGCCCGCCGUGCUGCGCAGAGCGGAGCGAGGCGCCAGCAGGCAUGGCGAUGGGAAAGGCCGCGGAGGCGCAAGGGAGGGCGGAAGCCAUGGAGGAUCAGGGGGCAGAGGCAGCGCAGGAGGGGGGUGGCGCGGAGCAGCGGCAGCAGCGGAGGAGGAUGAGGAGGAGGAGUUUCUGAGCGUGGGCAGUGGUGAAGACGCGCAUUCCCUAGGUGCGACGCCCAAGGGGGCGCUGCUGCUGCCCCUCGCCUGUCGCCCAUGCUCCUUGCCUCCACUGGUCCGCACCAUCGCCCACCGCCUCUCCAUCGCAACCGCCCGCAGGCCCUCCUCGCCACCGUCCCUUUCCCCUGCUGCGCUCGCCACCCCCCUGGCCGCCAAGUUACCCCACGAGCUGCCACCUGUGCAGGAGUUGGACGAGGAAACAGAGGCAGGGGGCCAGGCGACGGCUCAUCCACGCCCCCUGCUGCGCCCGACACGCCCCCCCUCGCCCCCCCCCCCACCCGCAUCGUCGCAGCUCACCCCCACCAUCGCCCCCUUGGCCUCCACGCCCGCCUCCGCCUCCUCUGCUUGCGCCCUGCCUGCCGUGCUGCCCCCUGCUGCCGUGCUGCCUGGCAAUGCGGCGAGCGAGGGGGCGGUGGCGGCGAUGGUGGGGUGUGAGGCGGAUGGCAGCGCUGCCUUGCCUGCUUGCCGCUCAAGAUGCUGGGCCACAACUCACCUGCUCACAGUAGUGCCCUUCCACCCGCUGCUGCUGCUCUUGCUGCUUCUGCUGCAGUCCACUGCCAUGACCACGACACUGAACCACUUCUACCUGCAACCACUGAUGUUCCCCCCCCAACCUGCUGCUCUUACCAAACCUGCUGCUUCCAUUUCCGAACCUGUUGUUCCAGCGGAUGCUGCUGCUCCCCCCGACCUAUCCACCCUCCCUUCGUCCACCGGUGCACACACUGCCCCCUCCGCCGCCUCCUCGCUCCCAUCUCUUCAUCCCCAUCAAAAUCCGCCCCUUCUCCCUCUCCCUCUCCACCUCCUCAUCUUGCUGCUGCACCCGCGCCACCCUCGCCCUCCCCCUCGCGCCCGCCCCCCCAGCGCCCCCCCCGCGCACCGCCUUGUGUCCUUCCUGCGCCGCCCCUCCUCCCCCGGCCGCCAUGCCCCCCCGCGCCGCUCCUGCUCCGACGCCUCCGCCUCCACCGCCCGCCGUGCUGCUAGGCCACCUGCCGUGUUCCACGCGGAGGGAGGGGGGGCGGAGAGGAAGGGCGCGGACAAGGGGCAGCAGCGGGUCCUGCCACCGUGCCGCACGCGGUCACUCCCGCAGCCCCUGGCGGGGCAGCUGCCGCGCCUCUCGCCCUCUGAGUACGCCGCGCACCUGGAGGCGGAAGCCACCGCCGCGGCUGCCAGCAGUGUGGGGCAGGGCGGCAGUGAUUGCGGGCUCGUGGCAGGGCGAGGGUGGGGUGUCGUUUGCGCAGGGGGGCCAGGCGGACAGCCACAGCUGCACGCACUUCUGGACGCCCGUGGCGCCCUCGUGCUUCCACUCACGGCGUGUGAGCGGGCAGCGCACCCAGUGGCGCCAUACGUGGUGACGGCCGGGGGGGCAGCAGCGCAUGUGGGCAGUGCGCUGAGUGCACGCGAGGGUGGCGGCACUGGUUUCGGCGUGGCCGCCGUACCUCGUCAUCACAUCCAGGUCAGCCCUGCUCCGCGUGCUGGGGGUGCUGCUGGCCCUGCGUACCCACACCCCUCUUUCGGUAUACCACUCACUCACUCACUGCAUGCCCACGUUGCUCAUCCCCUGCAACCCCACUCUUCUCCCCCUUCCCUUGUUCCCUGGUCCGGCCAUCCGCCAGGCGCCCAUGCAGCUGGCGAGGCAGAGCCCCACGCGCACGAGGCGGUGGAGGCGCCCCCAGCGGUGGCGCAAGGGGGGCCGCGCGGAGGGCGUGAGCGUGGUGCUCUAUGCGCAGAUCUGCACCGAUUUCUUCCUCUCUGCUCCGCCCAACAUGCUGCCGCUGCUGCAGGUGCGCCCGUCGUGGUGCAGUGCGGUGAAUCAUGGUGCAGAGGAGAGUGGCGUGGAGGAAGGGGAUGCGAGAGGCAAGGAGAGGCAGCAGUGAAAGCGGAGGAGGGGACGGCCGAGGGUGGCAGUGAUGGGAGCAGUGGAGCGGGGGAUGAGAGUGCGUCUCUGCUCGUGCAUCCCUGCCAGAUGUUCUUCCGGGUAACUCUCUCUGACCCACCUGCCCUGCUGCUCACCUUGCGGGUCAGCAGUGGUGCAUGUGUGACCCUGGGUCCCGACUACCUGGAGGUGGACGUCGACUUGCACCGCGUGCCGGACGACCGCCGCCACCCCGCUGCUGGUGCGUGCUGCGGGGCUGCCCACCCACCAUGUGGACAUCGCCAUCGUCUCCCAGGUGACUGCCAUGUGCUGCCUGCCUCAUCUCACAUGCCUCCCUCUACUCCCUGCCAGGCCACUGCACUGCCAGGCGACUGCCCUGCCCUGGCAGCCCUGUGUCACUCUCCAUCUCCACGCAUGUGUCCCUCAUCAUCACUCACCCCUUGUCUCUGCACACCCCUCGCUUCUCAUGCAUCUCAACCUGGUGCCCCGUCCACUGGGCGUGGCGUGCGUGCCCCCUGGCAGGGCAACAAUGAGUGGGAGGUACCGGAGCCGUGGUGGCGUGUGCCAGGCUGGGCCACAUCGAUGCUGACCUCCUCACCACCUGCGCCACAUGCCCUGACACCUGCUGUGCCCUGCUGGCUCCGCUGA
This is a messenger RNA of Closterium sp. Naga37s-1, 2982 nucleotides long. NCBI's taxonomy places the organism in Eukaryota, Viridiplantae, Streptophyta, Zygnematophyceae, Desmidiales, Closteriaceae. The record is from the annotation of a GenBank genome assembly.